AUGCUCCGCGCCGCCCGCCCCGCCGCCCAGGUCGCCCGUGCCGUCCGCACUCGCGGCUUCACCUCGACCUCGGGUGCCCCCAACGAGUUCCUCGCCGAGCGCGCCGCCGCCGAGGCCCACGCCAAGGAGACCACCAACCUCUGGAAGAACAUCUCGUUCUACGUCUGCAUUCCCGCCAUCAUCGGCGGCGCUGCCUGGACCUACAAGCUUGAGGCUGCCCACCACGAGCACCUCGAGCACAUCAAGCACGACAACGGCGGCGAGAUGCCCGCCAUCCCCGACUACGAGUACCUCAACAUCCGGAAGGCAAUGGACACUGGACGACGGCGCGUGUGGACACUGGACUGGACUGGCGAGGUCGGUCAAAGGUUGUCAUCGGGUGGUUGA
Messenger RNA from Apiotrichum porosum, 387 nucleotides. It is a transcript of the gene COX13, whose product is annotated as Cytochrome c oxidase subunit 6A, mitochondrial. Bases 1 to 387 code for a protein of 128 amino acids. Gene Ontology annotation, cellular component: mitochondrial inner membrane. The transcript is spliced from 4 exons. Lineage: Eukaryota; Fungi; Basidiomycota; Tremellomycetes; Trichosporonales; Trichosporonaceae. The record is from RefSeq and is a predicted model, not a curated record.